Molecule: messenger RNA, 2985 nt
Organism: Lecanosticta acicola
Lineage: Eukaryota; Fungi; Ascomycota; Dothideomycetes; Mycosphaerellales; Mycosphaerellaceae
Source: the annotation of a GenBank genome assembly
AUGGGCCAAUCGAGCAGCCAGCUCGACCAGUCCACGCAACAGUCACAGUCAAUUGAGCAGCCGCCGCCUGCCGACGCAGCCAUGCCUGAUGAACCGCGCCGCGAGCCCGCACGCACCACCGCAUCAGAACAGCUUGAACGCGAUUUGCUACAAGCCAGCCAGGAGAGCCCGGAGAAGCCGAAGAAGAAACACAAGAAGCGAAAGAGGGAGUCGCAAGCACAUGAAGAGGCAGACAACGCUCAACGACACACUAGCCCACGGGCUGGAAGCCCCAAAAUCGACCAAGUGGACCAACGGCUGGACAGCACACCGGAGAUGGAACCUUCCAGCAAGCAUCAGACGCCGGAAGAGAAAACGCUUGCGACCAUGACCUACGCGCGCAAAGACGUACAGCGCAUGCUGAAGAAGAAAGAGUUGGAGGAGAUCGUCUUCAGCAACAAGGGCUACUGGAAGAAGCUGCCAGAUGGAAACUGGGGUGUGAAGCUGUUCACGGAAGGCGAGACACCUCCGCAGAAUGCAUACGGAAAUCAUGCGGCUGAAUUGGUGGCGCUCGCAAAGAAGGAUAUCGAGCGAAUCAAGUACGUGGAGGGUGUUGCACUGGAGAACGAGCGGAACGCGCGGGAAAAGGUAGAGCAGGCAAGAACUGGCGUCCUUGAGCCUGAGCAGCGAAUUCAGGAGCACACCGAGAAAGCCGAGAAGCAGAUCGAGAAGCAAGCCGGGAAGCAUAUCGAGAAGCACAUCGACGAGCGGAUUGACGACGAGCCUACCAUGGUCGAACCCAACGUGACAGCGGCGACCAGCGCGAAGAGAACCACAAAAGCUAGAGCGUCUCGCAGAGCUCGACCCAAGAAUUUGAUGAAGCAAACGGAAAAGGGGGUAUCGGAAUCUGUGGAUCGUGAUGAGACUCCUCAAAUAGCCAAAGAAGCCAACGCAGCUACGCCCCAUGACCCGAUAUUCAACAUGCCCCGCCAUGUAGAGCAUUGGCUGGAUGACCAUGCGACGCACGGCGUAGAAGAGCUAACGAAAAACACUCUGCCCAGCGGGCUUGUGUCUUCCGUCAAACGCAAACGGAAGUCCCAGUACCAAGCUGACGACAGCGACGAGUAUGCGGAUGAUGUUGAUGACGGCUCGCUUGGUCCUGGUGAUUCCUAUAGUGUGGUCGAACCGCCUCGGAAGAAGCCGAAGACGAAGUCAACAUCAUGGCCGAAUGCGAAGGAAUUCGGAGUGUACACCACUGGGCCGCUCACAGCAGAAGAGAGAGCCAUUGCAGAUAGAGUGUUCGAAUCGACGAGGAAGAGCUGCAACCUCACGGAAGCAGAGCUCAAAGCUAAGAUCAUGGACUACCGUCAAGCACCGGAGUUCAGAGAAGGACUGGAGAAUGCUCUGCCAGAUCGGACCAAGGAGACCUUGAGGAAGUUUGCACAGCGACGUUAUCAUCCCUAUCAACGUGGAGCCUGGACUACAGAAGAAGACCAAGCUUUGCGAGAUGCGCACGCAAAAUGGCCUGGCAAAUGGGCGCAGAUCAGCAAGACAAUGGAGCGGACAGCCGACGAUUGCAAAGACCACUGGAGGAAGGUUCUGUCCAAAACAAACAUUGGGCCUUGGUCAGAAGAGGAAGAGCACGCGUUGAUGGCGCGCGUAGAAGAAGCCAUAGGAAAGAUCAAGCACGAGUAUCGCGAAGACGAAGAACUCGUGAAUGAUACUGGUCGCCUGGAAUCAUUGGUCAGCUGGACGAGGAUUGCAGAGACGCUCGGCAACAAGCGGACGAUGAAACAGUGCCGCGAAAAGUACAACAAGCUCAAAAGUCGUACGGCCAAGGUCGAUUCCGUUGUACAGAGUCAGCCUACGCAGGACGAGGCUGAGGUUGGUGGCGUAGAAGAGUCUGAAGACGAGGCUUCUAAGAAGAAGACGAAAAGAAGCAAGUUGAACGAGGCCAACGCGCAUCUCAACAAAUUCGAGCUAGGAGACUACUACGAUGUAUUUGUAGAAAUCCACACCACGUUCCCCGACCCCAACGCCCAUUACAGUUCCGAGGACAUCAUAUGGUCCAUGGUGCCGUGGAAAAACCAAGGUAGCCGGUUCAGCAUGAGUUAUCUGGGUGGUGCGUUGCGAAAAGCUGCCUUCGAGAAUGCAUGUCGCCACUGGCCCGAUGAGUCGAAGAAGAUCAAACGGAAGCUCGAGCGGGCCGAGACGAUUCCUGCGAAAGCACUGGCACUCACAAAGAUUAUCGAGAAGCGGACAGGCAAAGAUCAGAUGGGAGCCUUGCCGCGGCUGUACGAGCCGGAAUUGGUGGGGAAGUCGAGUGACGAAAUACUCAGGAUCAAGAAGGAGAGAAAGGAGGCAAGGAAGAGAUCCAGGGAGGAGGCGUACAACAAGAAUGGUCUUUCGAAGGACGUCGUCUCUGACUCCGAGGCGGAGGGCGAAGCAAAGUCUGCCGAGGCUGAGGCAAAAGUGAAGGCAAGAUCGAAGCGAGAUACGACCGAGAAGAAGGACCUCUCCAAGGAGAUGAUCUCUGACUCCGAGGCUGAAAGCCAAGCGGUGCCCAUUAAGAGUGAGGCAUCCGCAACGCGAGCCAUCUCAGCCACGCCAGAGUCCGAGGACGCCGAUGCCGAAGCGAAUGCCACUCCUGAGCUCUCCGAAGACGAAGGCUUGUCUCCAGAUGGAGAUCGCGAUCGUGAAAGACGUUCAUCAGAAGUCGAGGGAGAGGACGAGGACGAGGACGAAGAUGAGGAUGAGCAGGGCACGCAGAAAAUUCCGGAGACUCAACCCGACCCUUCUGAGGCUUCUGAACCCCCUGUGCACAUGGCGGCACCCGCUGAGCCAACUCCCAAAUCAUCUUUGAAGAAGGACUCGAAGCUGAGUCGGCAGGAAUUCAUGCGUCGAUGCAGUGAUUCUAGCAAAGCCAAAAAGCCGGCCUUGACACCCUCGCGUAGACGACCGAUCACCUAUAGUAAGAAGCCGGGAAGCGGGCGACGUCGAGUCUGA